AAAAAGAUAUCAAAGAAAUAUGAUAAUUUAAUAUUUUAAAUACAAUUAAAAUAAUUAGAACGUAAGGAGACUUAAACAAAUAUUGAAGUUUUUACCGUUAACCUCUGUUUUUGAAUACAUUUGUUUUAAUACAAAUAAUGAGUAGUAUAUUUUAUAUAAAAUAUAACUGUUGAAUACACACACUGUUAGAAACAAUGGACGUAGAAAAGAAUAUUUGUGUACAGUUUUUAACAAACUUAAAAGCAAACGGAAAAAUAUACUCUGGUUUUGAAACAUCGCUUAAUACAUUACAAACUUAUGCAGCGUCGAGGGGCUUGGAGGACGAUGAUAUGAAUUUACUAAUAAAUGUUAUUAUAAAUACAGAUUUAGGUGCUACUAAAUUAAUAGGCUUAAUAAAAUGUUUAGUUCCAAGGUAUAAAAUACCUGAACAAACGUUUAAAUUGAUUACCGCAUGGUGGUUAUCGUCUGUGAAUAAGUUACCAAUUACAGUCUCUAUUAAUAUUAUACAAUGGAUAGUUGGUUUGUGGAAUCAUCGAUUAAUAAAUAACAAGGUGUUAAAUAUAUAUUAUAGCAACUUAUUUUACAUAAUGCUGAAGAAAGGAAGUCUGGAAAAGUAUAUAGCACAACUUAUUUAUGUAUUAACCAAACCUCAAGAUGUAACACGUAGAGAUGUGACACGACUGAUCAAGUUACAUCAGAAAUAUUCUAGACCUCAGAAACAUAUUGUUGUAUUAUUAUCAUUAUUCAAAUCUUACAAACCUGAACUUGUUCCUGAACAAGUUGAAUCUGUAAAUCUAGAGAUUGUAUGGAGACCGAUACCAGAGGGACUGCAAGGAAUGCUACAAAGUGCUAAAGAUCGCUUAGAAAUUCAAGAAACACAAUCCCAAAACUCUAAACAAUUUAAUUGGAAUACAUUUCAGUAUGGUAGAACAAACAAAUCGGUGACUCCGCUGUUACCAUCUGUACAAUAUUUCCAAAUUGGCUCUAAUGUUUUUAAAGAAAAGGAUACAAAAACUAUUUUUGAUAUAUCCAAUGUAGAAGAUUUGGGAAAAUCGUAUUUUAACUUGGAAUUGCCGUGUACUGCAAUAUCUCUUUUAGCUAAUACAGCUGGAUAUCAUCUUCUUACAUACGCAGAUUUUCAUUAUCAAAGUAGAUUUGCCUACAAUCUUUAUAAUACUUUAAUAAGAGCAUUAAUUCUGGAAGGCGAGAAAUUUUCUGAGGAAGAAAUUAAUAAUUUACUCGAUAUGACUGUUCAAUUUUUGCGGUACAUGCAACAGGGUAUACUUGUUGUUGGUCGUUUCCUCGGUGAAUAUCUUUAUUUUAAUACGGGAGAACACCAAUCGAAGAUACUAGCCUUAUUACAAUGGAUGACACUGGCAUCUGUUAGUGACUUACAAGAAAAAGUAUUGGCACACUUGAAAAACAUGUAUUACGAAUCUUCAUUAAAAGGAAAAUGUGAAAUUAUCAAAACAUUAAGGAUAUUGAUUAUAAACUUGUUUGUUAAUCAUGGAUUUGAAGAAUGCCGUCGAGGAAGUUCGGCCCCAUUUCUGAAGCAAGCUCCAGUGGAUAACUUGGAAGAUAUUAUGGCUAUUCUUACAGAAUUCGUCAAAGAUCUUAUUGUAUCUGGCUUAAAUAUUCAUAUUUAUGAUACUUCACUACUUUCAGAAGCUUUGUUAUUUUAUGAAGAGGUUAUUAAAUUGGAAACCCGUAGUACAAUAUUAUCGUUCACAUUAGCACCACCAGCAGUAAUAUACGGAGGUUUCCUUUCACCAAGUUGUGCAACUUUAUCGAGGAUUUGUAAAUUAUUAUUAAGGUAUCACCAAAGGAGUAUAAAAUUAAAGAAAAAGCGACAUCAACAUAACUUAUUACUAACAAGAAGUAUUAGGAUGAUAUCUAUUUAUGCUCAAGAUAUUAUAAAUGCACUCUGGCACGAUAAGCCAUUUACUAAACGGAAGAAUAAAUACUUCUUAAGUUCCUUUCCAAAGAAAAUAUUAGAUGAUUUGGAAUAUUGUAACUUAAAU
This is a messenger RNA of Megalopta genalis, 2021 nucleotides long. The record is from RefSeq and is a predicted model, not a curated record. Lineage: Eukaryota; Metazoa; Arthropoda; Insecta; Hymenoptera; Halictidae.